Messenger RNA from Ogataea angusta, 1674 nucleotides. RefSeq lists its product as uncharacterized. NCBI's taxonomy places the organism in Eukaryota, Fungi, Ascomycota, Pichiomycetes, Pichiales, Pichiaceae. Gene Ontology annotation, cellular component: endoplasmic reticulum membrane; endoplasmic reticulum. The record is from RefSeq and is a predicted model, not a curated record. Gene Ontology annotation, biological process: protein folding. The coding region runs from base 1 to 1674 and encodes 557 amino acids. Gene Ontology annotation, molecular function: calcium ion binding. The transcript has a single exon.
AUGAAAGUCAGCCGUCCAAUCCUUCUUCUGUUUCUUUCACUGGUCUCGUAUGCAGCAGAUGUUGAGCGCAAAGACUUCUUGCCAUUGAGUCUCGAGUCUGAUGCUUUCUUUGAGCAAUUCAACGAAACGUGGGCUUCUAGAUGGAGACCUUCUCACAGUAAGCGCGAUGAAAAUUUUGUGUAUCGUGGCGAGUGGGAUGUUGAGGAGCCAACAGUGAAUCCUGGACUGAAGGGCGACAAGGGUCUUGUUGCAAAGACAGAGGCCGCCCAUCAUGCUAUCAGUGCAAGAUUGCCUACUCCUUUCGACAACACCAACAACACCUUGGUGUUGCAGUAUGAGGUCAAGUUGCAAAAAGGUCUUGAAUGCGGUGGCGCAUACAUUAAACUACUGAGCCAAGAAGGCGGAAUCAGCGACUCGGUCGAGUUCAGCAACGACACUCCGUACCAGGUUAUGUUUGGUCCUGACAAAUGUGGAAUGUCUAACAAGGUCCACUUUAUUAUUCGCAGAAAGAAUCCUAAUACGGGCGAAUACGAGGAGAAACAUCUGAAAGUGCCUCCAAUGGCAAGAAUUGUGAAAACAUCCACCCUCUACACGUUGAUAAUCAAGCCUAACCAAGACUUUGAAAUCAGAAUUAAUGGGGAAGUUGCUAAAGCGGGCUCACUGUUGGAUUCCAGAUACUUUGAUCUAACUCCUCCUAAAGAAAUCGAUGAUCCUAACGAUGAGAAGCCAGCUGACUGGGUUGACGACGAGCUGAUCCCAGACCCUAACGCUGUCAAGCCGGACGACUGGGACGAAGACGCUCCUUAUUUGAUUCCAGAUCCAAAUGCCAUCAAGCCAGAAGACUGGGACGAGGAUGCCGAGGCAUACAUUUCUGACCCAGAUGCAGUCAAGCCUGAGUACUGGGACGAGGAGGAGGACGGCGAAUGGGUUGCUCCAAAGAUCCCUAAUCCAGCUUGUGAACAACACGGCUGUGGACCAUGGUCUGCUCCAAAAAUCAGAAAUCCGGAGUACAAGGGCAAAUGGACCCCAGAGUUAAUUGAAAACCCUGAUUAUAAGGGACCAUGGUCACCAAGAAAGAUUCCUAACCCAGAUUACUACGAAGACUCAACCCCUUCGAAUCUCGAGCCUAUUGGCGCAAUGGGAUUUGAAUUGUGGACUAUGACCGACUCCAUUAUGUUUGACAACAUCUACCUGGGCCACUCUAUCGAGGAAGCAGAGUACAUUGGUAACAACACAUUCCUUCCAAAGGUUGACAUUGAAGAACAGAUAGCUGCAGCCAACGCUCCUCAGGCUAAAUAUGAUGCUGAAGAGCCUGAAGUUCAAGCAGAAGAACAGUCUUUGGUCUCGGACUUGUUGGACAAAUCCGUUGACAGGAUUCUGAGCGUUUAUGCUUCUGGAAAAGCAUACUGGGCCGACUUCCUGGAUGACCCAACAAAAACUCUGCUGAACCGCCCUGGAGAAGCAUUUUUCUUUGCUUCCGUGCUUGUUGGUACUAUAACCACCACUUUUGCUAUUUCUGCUACCAUUGUCAGUAUAUUUGCUACUUUAUUCGCUCCUUCUGCUCCUCAGCCAGUCAAAAGAAGCGAGGCUGAAGAGAAAAUCGAGCCUAUCAACGAGAAGGCCACCGCUUCCGAAUCAAAGAUCAAUGAGACAGAAGCUGUCAAGAGAGGAUAA